Molecule: messenger RNA, 2891 nt
Organism: Paramuricea clavata
Lineage: Eukaryota; Metazoa; Cnidaria; Anthozoa; Malacalcyonacea; Plexauridae
Source: the annotation of a GenBank genome assembly
ACAAGAUUUAAGCUUACUGCAGUUCUUGCCGUAGUUAUGAUAACAAGUGUAUUUCAAGUCUUGGUGAAGUCACAAUACCGGAUUGAAAUGGACAAAGCAUUGAAUGGGAAAAUCCUGUCUGGUCAUGCCUUUCGUAACCUAACCAUGAAAACUAUUGUCGGAUGCUUUUUUUCUUGCCUCGAGGACUGCCUGUGUAUGUCAUUUCAAAUAUGUCAGAAUACCGAAUGUCAACUGCUGUCAUCCAAUCGAUUCCAGUCUCCAUCAGCAUUACACGCAAUGACGGGAUGUUCCUACUAUGAUAUGGUGCCAAAUUCGGUAAAAACUAUUUAUAUGUUUUUUAUUUCAUCAUUCCAGACACUUCUACUGUUUCCGAAUCCAAAAUUUUUGCUCGCUACUCUGGUUUUUAAGUAAAUGACUGCAGAAUUAACGACCCAACGUUUCGACACUCCAGUCAGUCAAGGGAGCACAGCAGUACGCUUUUUUUUUUAAAGAACAAAUUCUGACAUUAAUUUUCAAUUCAUAUCCUGUAAAAACUGUGACAUAUUGUAUCGCAUUACCGGUUUUGUAAUGUGCGCGCGAAUAUUAAAAUAAAUCAUAGAAUUUGGAUGGAUUGGUAUUCAAACGCUUCGAACAUAAAAUUUAAAUAAACAACGUUACAAAUUAUAUUUUGUCCGUUAAAAAAAUUGAAGAAGAAGUAAAGAAGACACGGAUGAAGUAUUGACAGUUUUUACAGAUGUACGAAAUGAAAAUUAAUGUCAGAAAAUUGAUCACAAAACGUAAUGCUGUCCUCCCGGCCAUCGGUUUGGUGUUUUUAUCAGGGGUGGUCUGUCAAAAAGAUCUCAACCUCUUUGGUAGAUGACGUCAUUCCUGGAGUAUAAGCAACGUUGCGAAUUCAGAUUACCUCCUGACGAAGAUAUUAGAGUUCAGUGUCGAAAUGUUUGGUCGUCAUGUAUAGGCGUAUAUACGAGACAGAAGGCAGGGGGGUAACUUUCCCCUCUUCCCCCAAAAAAUAAAUUUGGAAAACCAUAGACUGGAAUUCGGGAAAAUGCGGAAAAAUCAAGAAAAUUCGGCCAGAUUUAUCAGAAACUGAUAUGUUAAAUUCUGGUUAUUUCAUUAGCGAAAACAUGAUUGAAAUAGAAUCCAAUUACAAAUGCGCUGCUGCACAAAAUAGUUUGAAAGUACAUGUCGCGAAGACUAGUGUUGACUUCAAUUUUUUUCUUUCAAGUUUGGGCUAACCAAUUCCGCUUCAUGCACUCGAAUUCCAGAAUGCCGUAAGAAUCCGUGUCAAAAUGGUGCGAAUUAUGUUUCACUCACACCUACAGAUUAUACAACGCCUCGUUACAAAUGUCUUUGUUCUCCGGGCUACGCAGGAAAUCUUUGUCAAUAUAUGGUCAGAUCAUGUCGUGGUUACAUGAAUGGUAAUCGUGUUCGUGGAAAGUACAAGGUGUUUGACGAUGACAUGAAUCUCUUUGAAGUUUUCUGUGAUUUUGAGUUAAAUACUACCAUGACAUGGACACUGGUUCAAUCAUAUGAACAAAGAGUUAAGGACACGUUCAAAUUCAAGGCCUACAUUGUAGAUUUCCCUAUACACCAAGAUUCUCCAAGAUGGGAUUCGUAUCGUCUUUCAAAGUCCAGAAUGCAAUCCAUCCAAGAUAACUCCAGUAAAUUGCGCGUUACAUGCAAGUAUGAUACUGAUGGUCUGGUCUACCGUGAUUAUCUUCAAGUGACAAAGAAGGAAAUCGAUAUUCUAACCUUCAAGAACAGGACGCAGUGUCCUUUAGUCGAACUGAUUGAUGUUCGAGGCCAGAGCUGUUCCAACUGCACUGCAUUUCUAACUCAAUGGGAUUAUAUACUGCACAGUGAUUCCUUUUACGCUGCGAAUAGAAACUGUCAAUUUCGGCUAACUGGGGGUAAACGUUGUACAACACUUUCAGGCACGUACACAGAAGACAAUUUUGGUUACUAUGGUUGUAUUAAUACGGCACACCGAUGUUCAUCCUCUGAGACAGCUACAACUCAAACCUGGCUUGGUUCUAAUUAAUGACUAGACCGGAUUUCAAAUGAAAGCUUUUUCAGUCCGACUCCGAGACAAAAAUGACAUCUGAUUCUGCCAAAUUAUUACUUCAAAUAUAUAGUUAAGCAUAAUAAUUAAAGCAUUUAAUGAUACAGUCCAUACAAGAAGUGAAUCAAAUAUACUUCUCCAGGUAACCUAUACAGGGUGUAUAAAAAGUUCCAUUAUGUCCACUAGACUGACAAUUCCGCAAAAUUUGUGACAACUUUGGACACGACUACAAUAGAUACUGACUUAUUAGUAUUCUUUAUAUAAAAAGUACUAAUUAGGAGUGUUUUAUCAGGUUUAAAGCCACUGCACGUCACAUAUUAUGGUUGACAUGAUUUGCCAAUAAGCUUCUGAAUUAUUAAUGAUGUUUGAAAGUGAUUUUAAAAACUUGCAGCCCAAAACUGCAUGCACUCGAAAAUGUACUUCUCUGAAUAAUUUUGUCAUGAUUGAGAUACCAGAAGACCCCCAAACUACCCAUACUAACGUAAAGUUGUCAAAAAUGUUGUGGAAUUCUCAAUUUGGUGAACGUGUAAAACUGUGCAUGCUCUUUUCUUAUACAAUUUUGUGAGCAAAAUAACGCAGUGAUUAUUAAUGUCAGUGAUUUUUAGAUUGCAUACAUGCAGAUAAUUCGAUUAUAACGUUGUCCUUUGAAGGGUCAAAACUCGCAACCGCAAACUUUAACCUCCAAGCGCGAAAAGCACCUCUGAAACACAAUGGACGUGUUUAUUAUUACGAGAUUGGUCAUAUGCAUGCAUGUUGCCAACAUACAGUAGACCUAGUUGUUAUGUUUUUCUUAUUAAGCUAAUAUAGUAUAUAUUCUGUAUUUAUGCCG